UUUCCCCAAAAUCCAAAAUGAGCUUACCCAAAUGCACCCUCACAAAUUAUUGCGGCAAAGUUGCAUUUCUUAUUAAGAAGAACUCCCAGAACAGCUUAGAGCAUGAUCUCUUGGUGUGUGAUAAGUGCACUACCACUUUUUAUGCAAGUGAGCAGGCUGUACAGGUGCCUGAGUUUGAGACUGUGCUUGAGUGCUUGAAGAUAGGUCAGAUAAGAGUCUGGGUGGAUUAAAGAUUGUUUUGGGGGAUUUUUGGGAAUUUAGUUUAUUUUUUUGAUAGCUGAGUUCUGAUUGGUGGAAAUUGAAGACUUCAGGAGAUCAUAUGAGCUUGAUGCCUUUUGGAUGAAGUUGAUACCAGAAUUGCAGGCUUUUGAAGGUCAUAUUAAGAUGAUAAAAGAAACUUUACAAAUCACAAAAAAUGCAAGAAAUUGGCAAGAUCUUGGCUACAUCCAUGAUGAAGCCAAAGAUUUAUUCAACUCCAUUCUUGAGUCUAAGCUCAUGAAGGAGUAUAUCAGACAAAAGAACUGUCAUAAAUUCAGGGACAACACAAGUAAACCUGACCAAAUACCUACCCUCUCUGAUGAAUGGCUGAUCAAAAAGUUCUUGUGGUUAAAGAACCACACUCAAAGCUCUGAAGAAAUAAAUCGACUCAUUGCUAAAAUAAGAAGCAAAGAAGACAUUAUUAAGAAUAAAAAUGAGAUUAUCAAGCAACAAAAUGAGCAAAUUCAAAACCAAAGGGAAGAAAUUCUUGAAUUGAGAAACACGAACAGUUCCUAGCGUAGAAUCUAAUCAGGAAAAACUAAACGCAAAUGCACAGGAAAGCUCUAAACUUCAUGAUAAACUUGAAGAAGCUAAUGAUUAUAUCUGAGAGCUCGAGGAUCAAUUAGGAGCAUGGGAAAAGAAGCAUUAUCAUGAGAUUACUCAGCUUAAGCUCAAAUAUGAGAGAGAUAUUGAAGACAUCUAUAGUGAUUUUCAUGAUCAAAUUAUGAGAAAAGAUCAAAGAUCCAUCCAAAUCAAUUAUAAAUAUAAUAAAAAGGGAUCAAAGCACAAUAGAAAGAGAAAGAAUUGUAACAUGCUUGAUGCUGAGAUUAAAAAUAUUAGCAAUUCUGCAGAGAAAAUCUAUGAAACUAUCAAAAAUACUCUGAAGAACUAGAUGAAUCCUUUUUACAAAAAGUUGUUGAGUUCAGAAACACUUUAAAUGAAUCCCUUCCGACCAGCUCCUUCAAAAAAUUACCUCAAAAGAUAUAGGAUCAAGUGGACUUAAUAUUAAAUUCAUUUACAAAUGCCACUCACUCCCUACAAGAGCAAAUCCCAGAUUUUAUUCUUCAUCAAGACAGAAUAACCAAGUUUGCUAGGGAUAUUGCAAUAUCCUCAGGCAAGAUUUAAAAGACUCAUGAUCAAUAAAAUACUGCUGAAUAUCUAAUUUCAUACUAGAAACUCAAGAAAACUA
This is a messenger RNA of Moneuplotes crassus, 1447 nucleotides long. The record is from the annotation of a GenBank genome assembly. NCBI's taxonomy places the organism in Eukaryota, Ciliophora, Spirotrichea, Euplotida, Euplotidae.